Candidozyma auris is the source of this 2658-nucleotide messenger RNA. It is a transcript of the gene KEX2, whose product is annotated as kexin KEX2. Lineage: Eukaryota; Fungi; Ascomycota; Pichiomycetes; Serinales; Metschnikowiaceae. The transcript has a single exon. Gene Ontology annotation, cellular component: Golgi membrane; trans-Golgi network. Gene Ontology annotation, biological process: protein processing. The record is from RefSeq and is a predicted model, not a curated record. The coding region runs from base 1 to 2658 and encodes 885 amino acids. Gene Ontology annotation, molecular function: serine-type endopeptidase activity.
AUGAAGCUCCUGCCGCUCGUUUUGCUCCAGUGCCUCGUGGCGCUUGCAGCAGCGUUCGCCGUGCCCGCCAAAGACUACGCCCAAAGACAGUAUUUUGUUGUCGAGAUCGACCACUCUCGCCUGGGCAAACCCUUGCACGAUUUCAUCACCAAGCACCAAGACUAUCGCUUUGAACACCCUGUGCGUGGAUUAGACGACCAUUUCGUGUUUAGCGUGGAACAGAACCACGACCAUCUUGCCAUGUUGGGCAACUUCAACCUGGAUCCUCACAACCUCAUCAAGAGAGCCCCUGGCCUCGAAGGGGCGUACGACUCCUUGACGCUGCAUCCGGGCUUGAAGCUGGUGCACAUGUUGCACCCCAAACGGCUCGAGCGCAGAAUGCCCGUGCCCAUCGAGUUUGACUCGGACCAGAUGGACCCUCGUGGGGUUGACAUUGUUGACUCUCUGCAAGAGGGCUUGAAGGAAGUCAGCGACAAGCUUGACAUCAACGAUCCGCUAUUUGUGCGCCAGUGGCACUUGGUCAACACUCGUUAUCCUGGAAAUGACGUCAACGUGAAGAACUUGUGGUUGAAAGGGAUUACGGGCCACAACGUCACGGUCGCUGUUAUUGACGAUGGCUUAGACCACGAUCUGGAAGACCUAAAGGCCAACUUCAACGCUGAAGGGUCGUGGGAUUUCAAUGACAAUACAAAUUUGCCUACCCCCAGACUUUUUGAUGACUACCACGGCACUAGAUGCGCCGGUGAGAUUGCUGCGGUCAAGAAUGACGUGUGUGGCAUUGGUGUGGCAUACGAGGGCAAAGUGGCUGGUAUCCGUAUUCUUUCCGGUGCCAUAUCUUCGGAAGAAGAGGCUGCUGCCAUGAUUUAUGGGUUGGAACACAAUGAUAUAUAUUCCUGUUCUUGGGGCCCCAGAGAUAACGGUAAGACCGUGGCUGCACCAGAUAUGCUUGUUCGUAAGGCAAUGAUCAAGGGCAUUCAGGAUGGCCGCCAGGGCAAAGGUGCUGUUUACGUUUUUGCUAGCGGAAACGGUCGUCAGUAUGAUGACCAAUGCAACUUCGAUGGCUACACUAACUCGAUCUAUUCCAUCACCGUGGGGGCUAUCGACCACAAAAAUCAAUGGCCCUUUUAUGCCGAAGCAUGCUCUGCCGUCAUGGUUGUUACUUAUAGUGCUGGCUCAGGUGAACACAUUCAUACUACUGACAUCAAAAAGAAAUGCUCAAAUACCCAUGGUGGUACCUCUGCAGCGGCUCCUUUGGCUGCGGGUAUCUAUGCCUUGGUAUUGGAGGCGAACCCCAAUCUUACUUGGAGAGAUGUCCAGCAUGUAUCUGCCAGAGCCGCAGUGACAGUUAACGAACAUGAUGGAGAAUACCAAGAAACUGCUCUUGGACUCAAGUACUCUCACAAGUAUGGUUACGGUAAAAUUGAUGCCGAGAAACUCGUGGAGGAGGCGAAGAAGUGGAAGAAUGUCAAGCCUCAGGCAUGGUAUUACAGUGAUAAAGUCCAAGUGGACAAAAGCGUUAAGUCUGGCCCCCUCGAAUCCAGUGAAGUGAUCUCUAGCUCUUUGAAUGUCACAAAGGAAGACCUUGAGCUCGUGAACCUCGAGAAAGUUGAGCAUGUCACUGUCACUGUAAGCAUUGAUUCCACUGUUAGAGGUCAGAUUCAAGUGAAUUUGAUUUCACCUCAUGGUGUUGUGAGCAAACUUGCUCAGAGAAGGGCCCUAGAUAUGUCAAGCAAAGGUCUUCAAAAUUGGACAUUCCUGUCUGUUGCGCAUUUUGGCGAAGACGGAGUUGGGGAGUGGAAGCUAGAAGUUUCUAGCUCUCGUGGAGAGAAUGAUAUCAGGUUAAAAGACUGGCUGAUUCGUCUUUUCGGAGAGUCCAUCGAUGCCGAUAAGGCUGUCAAGUACGAUAUCACUCGUGACUACGCGGCUGAGCGCCGCGAGUUGCAGAAGAAUAAGUCUAAGUCGACGUCUUCAACCGAAACAGUUACCUCCACCACAAGCCUGACGACCUCCAGUAGUACUACACGUGUUGAAGCCACUGCUACUUCUCAAGAGGCAACCACUUCUUCUACCGAAACGACAAAGACGAACGAAAAAGAAGCUGAAAAGACAGAAAAGCCCGAGAAGCCCGACAGCUCCGAUGACAGCAGCGACGAGGACUCUGAUAAGGAAGACGACAAGCCAGAAGAUGGAAAGCAGGACAACAAUAAGCACUACGCUGCAGACCAUGCUGGCCAAUACUUCAUGGCGUUGGCAGUGAUUGGAUUCAUAAUCGCCAUCAUCACGAUGAAGUGCCACAAAUCUCCUGGUAGCACGCGUCGUCGUAGGAGAGAUGAUUAUGAAUUCGACAUCAUUCCAGGAGAGGAUUACAGCGACAGCGAAGAGGACGAGAGAGACUCGCUCGAUUUGGGGACUCAACGCGAGCGUGAGCAAGAGACAUUAUUUGAUGAUUUCAAUGCAGAAACCUUGCCUGAUUAUGAAGACGAGAUGUUUCAGAUUGGCGACGAAGGAGACGCUCAUGAAGAUGACAGAGAUUCUCGAGACACGUCCAAACCAAAGGCCAAUGAAGAGUCGCUGAGUGCUGAAACUCCAGAAAGCUACCACGAAGGCAGCGAACGCGGCAGUCAAGAGGGACUUGUUGACGGUGAAGAAGGAAGGUAA